Marchantia polymorpha subsp. ruderalis is the source of this 3562-nucleotide messenger RNA. The record is from the annotation of a GenBank genome assembly. NCBI's taxonomy places the organism in Eukaryota, Viridiplantae, Streptophyta, Marchantiopsida, Marchantiales, Marchantiaceae.
ACGAUAGACGUGGAUGGAAUGAACGGGAGCACACUUGAUGAGGGGCAGUUCGGUGAACUCAGUCUCCUUUUCUCGGCUCGCCUCUGUCUCGCCAAUUUCGGAUUUCCAGGCAAUGCUGUGAGCAACGAAGCCGUCAGCUCACACGAACAGACCGGCGACCAAGUGUUGGGUUCGUGAGGAGUGAAGUGGCGGAGUUGGUGGUCUGAGGCCGACACGGCGAUGUGCUCAUGCUGAAUUCGAGCUGCUCGCACCGGCACCGGCUGCAAUUGUCACAAUUCUCUGUGUCUCCGUGACGGGGCAGAGCUAUGGUGGGAUACGCUCUCUCACCAGCGCAGCCUCAAAGGCCUGCCUGGCUCGAGGCACUCCUGAACGAGAAAUUUUUCAUAGCCUGCGUAAAGCAUGCCGCUCUGAAAAAGAACGAGAGGAACAUUUUCUGCGUCGACUGCAGUGACAGUAUUUGCCAGCACUGUCUCCCAGCACACCGAACGCAUCGGCUGUUGCAGAUCCGGAGAUACGUCUACCAUGACGUAAUUCGCCUACAAGACAUUCAAAAACUGGUCGACUGCGCCCAAGUCCAGACGUACAUUAUCAACAGCGCAAGAGUUGUUUUCUUGAACCGAAGACCUCAGCCGCGUCCGUCGAAGGGACUCGGCAACGCAUGCGAGACGUGCGUCAGAAGUCUGCAAGACUCGUACCGAUACUGCUCGGUCGCAUGCAAGGUCGACUCGUACAUCACCCAAGAUAAAGACAUCCACAGCCUUCUUCCCCGGUUUACCAGCCUACAAUCGUCGGAUUUCUUCAAUUGCUCGCCAUCGGAGAGCCUGAAAAGCGGGAAGCUCGACAUGGAGGAAGACCUGUCGCCGAAUUCGACUCUGAGCGAUCAUCCGACGCAAACGUCGUCCGAUUCGUCAGGCACGGAGGGAGUCGGGUGCGGAACGGUGACCUCGACGGCCACCACGCUGCCGCCGCCGAAAAAGAUCAGAAGCAGCAGACCAUCGGCGCUGGUAUCGUCGCCCAAGUCCGUCAUCCUGCCGUCGGUCAACCGGAGAAAGGGCACGCCCCACAGGUCGCCCCUGUGGUAAGAGAAGGCAGCAGAUUACCGGAUGGGGCACCCCGUUCCCUUCAUCCACGUUCUAGUCGCGGGAGAGGGUGUCACCGACGUUUUUUUUCCUCGGGUAACUUAAUACAGUCACAGUUUUGUAGGCAAUGAGGUUCUGGGUGCAUCGAGUCUUUCAGAAUCAAAGAGCCUGCACUCCUCAGGUAGGUUCGAUGCUUCUAACGUACGAGGAUUUUGUCCAAACCCGGCAAUCGUUUUAAAUCAAGUAGACUUAGUCGCAGGUUCCUCUUCUGUCACAGGGACCUCAACAGUUUUGCUCUCUGAAGCCUUCUUGCACGGGUUUGGAGCCGCAUGGGGUUUUUUUUCCUUCUUUCCCAUUACAUUAGACAAUUUGUAUCAAUUAUUGUUGAGCCUUCGUAAGCGUUCCCAGAACAUACAUGGAUUUCCAUACUGUGUUGGUCGACAGCCGCUGAGCAGUACUCAAUUCACCUUGGAGGGAUCAAGAAUCCGCCUAUUCAGGAUUGUACACAGUCAAGAGCGUACUGGGAGUUUCUCAAUUCAGUCAUGAGCCGAUUGGGAGUUUCUAAACCUUAGUUUAUGAGUUUUGCAGAAUAAGUGGAGCUUGGAGUUUUUUGUGCUGUAACGUGGAACUCUUUUUCUACUUAUAUUGGAACUAUUGCAGUCAGAAGCAAUGAGGUCACAAACUGUCCUGGCCCAAGGUGUGUACAUUAGAAUAAACUCAGCUGAUUUCAAAAGAAAGUUCACUGUAUUCCAACUUCCUCAUUGGAAAACUGAUAUAAUUUUGUACCUUCGGCAAUUUACACAGUCGUGCCCCAUCUCUUGUUGCCCGUGUGUGUCGAGCUCCUAGUUUCUGUCGCGGGAGAUUGUCAGCUGCUCUCUUGAGAGUUAUGUCAGGGUCGUGCGUACACACGUCGGCCAGGUGGUCAAAUUCCCCGUAAGUCGAACGCUUGUGCAGCACUCAACGGGUCUGAGUCGAGAUCGAAAUUGUGGCCCUGUUUGCCUUGCCUUGCCUUGACGAUCAUGAGGUCAUGCCUCUUCUACUAUGUCCUGGACGUGCCUUUUGAUUUCUGUAGCAGGCGGGAUCAGUGUCUAUGCUGAGAUGUACACAAAUGGCGCGAGUCCUGCAUCCGGUGUGAACUGCGACAUAUCGGGUCAUUUAAUACGCCAUCUUAAUUUGGGUGUCAUUUUCCCAACUUGUGCCUUUAUGCUCCGAGUCGGAUUGGCACGCCUGUAGUGUGGAAGUGUAGUAAGUACCUGGAAGAUCAUGUGUGUACUGGCUUUUGACUUGUAGGGAUGGAUGUCCAGUGAUGAAAGCUCCUGAGACGAUUUUAGCCACCUCUCUGUGCUGCAGAUUGUCUAGCUUGAAGAAGAAUUAAGAGGACUGCGCACUUAAGCUACAUGCCAAUGGUGCCACUUCACUUCGUCUGUUUUGUUACUUAUACGGCCAGCUCCUCGACUGACCCUAAAUGAGUAGAGGCUCUGGCUGGAUACAUCUUCUGGUGUCGUGUUCUGUUGCUUCAAACAGCUUCUCAACCCUUGCAACCUUUGCCUUUGACAAUACUUCUUGUUUUCGAGGGUCGUCCUUUGCUCUCCCACACCGACCACUUCGCACGAAUGAUUGCAUAAUGUGGGUUCCCUUGGAUGAAAACAUGAGAGUACGUGUGCGGAGUUGCGCUUAAACACGUUAAGACAUCGGACCGACGAGGUGGACGGAGCCCCCAUUUAUUUCCCGUAGGCAGCUCGAAAUUGGACCAUGAAGUGAUGGGAUGAGCCCAGCAGUCGUUGUAUGGGUUUACAUCUAGUUCUUGAUAGCUAUGCUGGCGUAGGAAGCUUAACACGUACAAGUGGCAAGCAGGAGCGAAGGAACCGCUAAAACUCACACUUCCACUAAACACGCCCAAUACCGAAGUGACGAUCGCAGCGACAUUCACUCUUCCGCCGGUAUGGCGCGUGAAACAUGAAGGGAAAGCCGCCUUCAUCGCUGCUGAUGAGAAUUGCGAAAUGGCCGUUGCCCACGGCCAUCUCACAUGGCGGAGUCGCGGGCCGUCGAAAAUCACGUCCUGGAUCACGCCAGGUAAAGCCAAGGCUGAUGUAGGCCUUCAGGGGGCGCAGCCCCAGCUUUCGGGCUGGCUUAUGACAAAACGCAGUCGCCUGUCGUGUAUACAGUGAUUAGUUGAUGGCGCCAGCUGCAACCGGAGGAGGACAGUGGUACUGUCACGGAAAGUUGUCCUGUGAUAAAGACAGAGCAACUCUGUCAGAAUUACGUCCGAGUACGCGGCGCGCUCUGUGUCAUCUAUAGCACCCCAGUGACUAUUCACAGCUGUGCUGGGGAUUUGUGAUACUGAGAUGCCGCGUCCAAACCCUAAAUCACCUGCUCACAUGCGGAAGGGCAAUGAUGAAACCGAGUGCCAUGGCGUGUGCCCGUCCUUGCAGCGGGAAGUACUUUUUCCGAAACGGAAGUGCCCCUUAACUCCGAGGAUCUUU